Molecule: messenger RNA, 2121 nt
Organism: Priapulus caudatus
Lineage: Eukaryota; Metazoa; Priapulida; Priapulimorpha; Priapulimorphida; Priapulidae
Product: N-acetylgalactosamine kinase-like
Exons: 10
Coding region: 404-1432 (342 amino acids)
Biological process (GO): carbohydrate phosphorylation; galactose metabolic process
Cellular component (GO): cytoplasm; cytosol
Molecular function (GO): galactokinase activity; ATP binding
Source: RefSeq, a predicted model, not a curated record
ACGUGGAAGUCGCCAUUUUGAAUGGUCUCUUGAUAAUUAGUUGCGCGAUCUAAUCGUCUUGAAUCUUGAAUCUGGAUCGUCGCUUCGACCUCCGCUACGGGAAGCCUUCUAACGAUUUAUACGACUUUAUACGACUUUUAUACGACUUGUUUUUGAAUCCAAAUUAUUUGAGACUUUCAACUACAACACAUUCGCAGAAAUCUACACACAUCAAAUGCAGAUUCCAAGUUUGGUACAACACAAUCACAAUAAUGGCAUAUAAGCGCCAUCUAUGAUCUACAAGAACGAACAGAAACUAUUAUUAUAAACCUCACCACGUAGAUCAUUUUCUGAUGGGACCACAUUCUGCUAACUUCGUAUUUAUUAGAACACAGGACCACAAAUAUUUUCCAACCUUUUAACAAUGACUGAUCAAGAGUUUGUGUCAGUUAAGACCCUGGAUGAAAAGCUUAAGCCAAGGUAUCACAAAAUAUGCCAACAUUUCCUGAAGCGGUUUAAUGCGGAACCUGAGUUCUAUGCCAGGGCUCCUGGACGAGUAAAUAUAAUUGGUGAACAUAUUGAUUAUUCCGGUUAUGGUGUGCUUCCAAUGGCCAUAGAACAGGAUGUUGCCAUUGCUGUUAGUACCAAUAGCAGCAACACACUUCAAUUGGCCAAUUCUUCGAGUUCUUUUUGCGAGUUUUCCUGCCCGGUCGAUGAGUACACCAUAGAUAAAUCAAACCCAAAAUGGUUCCACUAUGUACUGUGUGGCUUCCGGGGAAUCGUGGAGCACCUGAAGGUCACGACCCCGCGCGGGAUGAAGGUCAUUGUGGACGGGACAAUACCGCCUAGUUCGGGACUAUCCAGCUCGAGUGCCCUCGUGUGCUGCGCCGCUCUCGCUACACUGCAUGCAAACAACUUAAAGAUGUCCAAGGUGGAGUUGGCCGAGUUGUGUGCUCACUACGAAAAGUACAUCGGGACAGAAGGAGGUGGCAUGGACCAGUCAAUAUCAUUCAUGGCUAAACAAGGGAUGGCAAAGUUCAUAGAGUUCAACCCAAUACGUGGCGUGGACGUCAAACUACCAGAAGGUGCUGUCUUUGUUAUCGCCAACAGCUGUGUCACUGCAAGCAAGGCAGUGACGUCACACUUUAACACUCGUGUCGUCGAAUGCAGACUUGCUGCGCAGGGAACCGGUAUGGUCGUAUGGGUUACUAUGGAAAUUACUUCUGAAUCUGCAUGUAAGAUGGAGGCUGGAGCGCAUGGUUCGCGGCUGACAGGAGCGGGUUGGGGUGGCUGCACGGUGUCCCUCGUACCGGCUGCCUCACUGCAGAACUUCCUGCAAGAGGUGCGUAAGCGAUAUUACAUGGAUGGAGUGCUUGAACUCACAGAGGAAGAGUGCACACGCGCUCUCUUCCCAACUGCUCCGGGAGUAGGUGCACAGCUGUACGUGCACUGAGAUAUGUAUCCUUCUCUUCUCCCCUUUACUGUUACUUCCUGUAUAACUUCCCCUUCUCCCUCAAUUCCUCUCUCGCGCUCUCUCUUACAGACGUUGUCUCAUAUACCUUGUCUCUUCCCUUUCUCCUUUUGUCUAUCUCACUCUCGCUUACGAAGAACGUGGAAUGGGAUACGUAAUAAAAAUGAUAUUUCUUGGUCCUCAAAAUGUAUCAAGAGUAUAUAUGGGUAAUCUCUCAGUUUAUGAAUAAUAGUACAAAGUAUUAUAAGAAAAAAGAGAUGUAAUUGAGAAAUAAUAUAUUUUAUUUUAUUGUCAACAACAUGAUAAUGAUAUUGACUAAUAUAUGAUGAUUGUAUACUAAUUAUGAUAUUUGAUAUAAGGGGUGAUAGAUAUUUUCAGCUGAACUGUGUAUAUUCCAGUGAAGAUAAGCAACAAUGUGUGUACUUGCCUAUAAGCAUCAACAGGCAGUCAGUAGUGAAUUUUCACAAUGUACCGCUCAUAUGGAAUAACAUGGAAUGCAACGAAAACUGAACGUAUGCUAAACGACCAACUUUCAACUGCAUGUAUUCGUGGCAUCGUAAUAUCGUGUGGUAUGGUGAUAUCGGGUUGCAAUUUGUGAUGUCUUGGGUAGGUGUGUGUAUGUGUGUGUAUGUGUGUGUGUGUGUAUGCAUAGGUGGACUUAUGAGGUUGAA